AUGCCAGCAAAGAGAGCAAAGAAAACUUCUUUCGAUGAGUGCAUUUUUAGCAGGGACGUCCUUCGCUCUGGAAAACUGUCUUCAAUACAGAAAGUCAUAUCUGCUCUUGAAGUUCGGCAAGAUGAAAUCUCACAUCGUUUGUCAGCUGACGAUCUUCGUAAUGUAGCCGGGAAAGAUAUUUUGUGGCAUUCAUCGUGUUACGAAACAUAUAUCAGGAAACAGAAUUUACGGUAUUAUGGAGUACAAUCCUCAAGCGAUGUUCAAGCAGAAUCUAAAGAGCGACGCAUGGUGUUUGAUUGGUCAAAGUGUCUUUUCUGCAAAAAUGCAACAAGAAAAAAGGACCGACAGCUAAUAAACACCGCCACCUUUGAAGCAUGCAACAGUAUAAAGGAAUCUGCAGAGGCAAGAGGAGACCAUAAACUGUUAGCCAUACUUCGGUCGGUUAGCUAUGAUCUUAUUGCAGCGGAGGGAAAAUACCACAAAGCGUGUCAUGCCUGCUAUAUCAGCAAGGUUAAUAUCAAGCGGAAACAGAACGUCGCUACAUCCACAAGAGAGGAAAGCACUUUUGAUCAAGCCUUCAAUCAGUUACUGAAGGUUAUAACCCCCGAAAUUGAGGAAGGAAAAGCCUACGACAUGAAUGUUUUGCUGGCAAUGUUCAAGAAGGAGCUGGAAAAGAUAGGAAUUGAUGCAGGUAGCUACACAAAGCAGAAGCUGAAAGCACGAUUGAUGGCUCAUUUUAAGGAACGUCUUGUUUUCCAUCAGUCACCUCAACAAUCCAGACCGGAAAUUGUUUUCAGAAGCUCCAUCUCCUUAAUUGAUAUCAUAAAUGCAGCGAGCACUUGUCCAUUACGUGACGAAACAAACUCUAUCAGCAUGGAUAAGCCAGAGUCAGAAACUUUCAGUUUCCUAGACAUCUACACUAUAGCUUCCAUUAUCAGGCGGAAGAUGCUGAGAUGUGAGGGCAUUAACAUCAACCCACUUGACAUCCGAGAUUUACACUUGGAUACUGCAAAAUCUCUUCUUCCCAAGAGCCUUUAUUGGCUUAUCAGGUGGAUUGUUACUGGAGAACAGUACAGCGACGACUCACCUCCUACUGCAAGGAGUACAACCGAUGAGCGGAAGAUUGUAAUGGCUGGGCAGGAUCUUAU
Pocillopora damicornis (cauliflower coral) is the source of this 1148-nucleotide messenger RNA. RefSeq lists its product as uncharacterized. NCBI's taxonomy places the organism in Eukaryota, Metazoa, Cnidaria, Anthozoa, Scleractinia, Pocilloporidae. The record is from RefSeq and is a predicted model, not a curated record.